GUGUCCCCAGUCCCCCACCUCUUGCUACGGCCCUAAAUGGCGUCUUUUGGAUGGAAAUAGAUGGAAGGAUCUAUAUUUGUAUAUGAAAACAUAAAAUAUGAAAAAGUAGCAGCAAAAUGAAGAUUAACGAGAGAGCCUGGGUCCAAACAAACAUCCAAGAUGGCGGGCGGAAAGCCGAACUGUCUUAUUGUUUGCAGCUCUGCCGUACAAGGUGUCUCUGCACAGUCCUUCAUACCUGCUCUGACUUUAACACACUCUGCCUUCAAUGUCCAGAUAGCCACCCCGAAGGGUAUUCAAGUGGAAUACACCAAUGUUGACGAAAGCAGUAGAAAAUGGCUCAAUGACUUCAGAUCAAAGCCUUUUUCUGUUCCUGGGAAACUGGAAAAUGUGGACGCGGAUAGAUAUUGUGCCCUCCUUAUCCCUAACUCGCUAGGAGCACUGCACGACCUGGCCCAUGACGACCAACUGGCAAAACUGCUCAAUUCCUUUAUCAAUGCAAAAAAGCCGAUUUGUGCAAUUGGGCAUGGUGUGGCGGGGCUUCUUUCUGCCAAAACAGAGUCAAGCAAGAGUUGGAGCUUCAAGGGGUACAGUGUGACUGCUCCUUCAGUAGUGGAGCUGUGCAGAACACCCGAAUUCUCAGGACUUCCAAUAAUCCUAGAAGACAGCAUCAAGGAUAACGGUGCUACUUACAGUGCGAGUGAGCCAGACUGUGUACAUGUUGUGAUUGACAGGCACCUCAUCACCGCCCAGAAUGACCAAUCCACGCUUCCUGCUGUACAGAAUCUCAUACUAUUCGCAAGACAAGGUAAAGCCAAGUCAUGAUGUUGCUGUUAUAAAAAAGAUAAAUAGUUAUCUUAUAGUAAAGCCAGUGUAUAUAUAGGUGGAGAGAGUAGACAUGGCGGAAUAAUGUCUCAAAAAAGAAGAAUUCCUUUAAUAACUGCAAACAAAAAAUCGAAUUUUUUGACACAAUUUUUUGUAAAGUGUGAUUAAUUUUUUUAGCUUUCAUUCCCGCAUUGAUAAAUCAUCACCAUUGUCAUUGGCAUCACUGUCAUCAUCAUUAAAAUGGUCAUGUACUUCCAGAAUCCUUAGUACAAGCACGACCAUAAACUAUAGCAGCAACUUUACCAGAACCACCACCACAAACAGUGACACCCAGCCAACACCAACUACUCCAUACUAAA
Messenger RNA from Nematostella vectensis (starlet sea anemone), 1181 nucleotides. Its product is annotated as glutamine amidotransferase-like class 1 domain-containing protein 1. Bases 160 to 822 code for a protein of 220 amino acids. NCBI's taxonomy places the organism in Eukaryota, Metazoa, Cnidaria, Anthozoa, Actiniaria, Edwardsiidae. The transcript has 8 exons. The record is from RefSeq and is a predicted model, not a curated record.